AUGACAUCUGAGGUCUGUCAGAGAGCGAAGAUACAAUCCGCGUCACCUAUAGGUCCCCUGGGCAUCGAGGCUGCUCUUGAGGCAAAAGACAACCCCUCCGUCCAACCUCGCCCGAAAAUAUUCGACGAAUUUGCUUUGGCUGACCGUGUUGCACUCGUGUCUGGCGGAAAUGGGGGCAUCGGACUCGAAACAGCAAUUGCCCUGUGUGAAGCCGGCGCACGAGUUGUGUAUUGCUUCGAUCUACCUGAGAAGCCCUCAGAGGUGUUUGUUGCUUCCCAAGAUUAUGUCCGCAAGCUCGGCAACAAUUCGAGGCUCGAGUAUUUCAGGGCAGACGUACGCGAUCAGCAACUGCUGUGGAAGAAAGCGGAGGAGAUCGGCGAUAAAGAGCAGCGACUGGACAUUUGUGUCGCGGUUGCUGGGAUUGCCGGGCCCGACAUGGACUGUUUAGAAUAUCCUGCAGAAGCGUUCAAGGAAGCCUGGAGUCUUGCCCUUGACAAUCGUUCCCUCUUACUCAAGGUCAUAGACGUGAAUACAAAUGGGGUUUUCUUCACGGCUCAGGCUGCUGGGCAGCAAAUGGCACGCUUGGGUCGUGGAGGCAGUAUCAUAAUAGUUGCCUCUAUAGCGGGUAGUAUCGCUGCCCAGGUAUUGUUGCUUCCGCCUCAAGUGGACUGUAAGGAUUUACGAGCUCACUUCCAGGGCUUUAGAAUGGUAGCAUACAACUCGUCCAAGUCGGCUAUUUUGCAGAUGGCUCGCAGUAUGGCCUGUGAACUGGGAGGUAAAAAGAUUCGCGUGAAUACGUUGUCACCUGGUGUAAUACGUACUCAAUUGGUUGAGGCGUUUUUCGAUAAACAGCCUGAACUGCUCAAUGAAUGCUCCCGCAUGAACCCGCUUGGACGAAUCGCAAGACCCGACGAGCUUCGCGGCGUUGUAACUUGGCUUGCCUCUGAUGCGUCUACUUUCUGCACUGGAAGCAAUAUUAUUGUCGAUGGUGGACAACGCGCAUGGUAG
Messenger RNA from Pisolithus orientalis, 1008 nucleotides. RefSeq lists its product as uncharacterized. The record is from RefSeq and is a predicted model, not a curated record. Gene Ontology annotation, cellular component: intracellular anatomical structure. NCBI's taxonomy places the organism in Eukaryota, Fungi, Basidiomycota, Agaricomycetes, Boletales, Pisolithaceae. Gene Ontology annotation, molecular function: oxidoreductase activity, acting on NAD(P)H, oxygen as acceptor. The coding region runs from base 1 to 1008 and encodes 335 amino acids. The transcript is spliced from 5 exons.